GAAACUUGAAAUUGUGAAGUUGUGACGGUUUCAAGAUAGUAAAUAUGAUGCUUGUUUGAAUUUUUCGGAUUAUUUAAGCUUAUUCUGACUGUUAUUUGAAUUUAUUUCUACAACCAACCGUUACAAAUCUAUGGAGGUUAAAUUGUCUUUACAUUAAAGUGAAAUAUAUAUAGUCCAGGAUAUCGAAAUUCAGAUUAAUGUGCCGCUACGAUAACCUAAAAGAUAUUAUUUUCACACUAUUUCUAAUACAUCAUUGAUAAUAAUAUAUAACCAUGUUUGGAGGAAAUAACCCUAACAAGGAUCUGGAGGUCGCUUCGCCACCGGAUGAUACAGUGUCUGCAUUAGAGUUCUCGCCUCCUUCUGUGCCACAAACAUUCCUAGCCGCCGGCAGUUGGGACUGCCAGGUGAGAUGUUGGGAGGUGGAGCAGUCAGGCAAAACAGUCCCCAAGGCUGCUCAGAGUAUGACCGGACCUAUAUUGGAUAUUGCUUGGCAUGAUGAUGGCUCUAAAAUAUUCAUGGCAUCAACAGACAAGAGUGUGAAGUGCUGGGACCUAGCAUCCAAUGCUGCUGUCCAGGUAGCAGCUCACGACGCGCCGGUGAAGACAUGCCACUGGAUCAAGGCGCCGAGCUACACCUGCCUCAUGACAGCUUCUUGGGAUAAGACACUUAAGUUUUGGGACACGCGCAGUUCAGUUCCAAUCAUGACAAUCAAUUUAUCAGAGCGCUGCUAUUGUGCAGAUGUGGACUACCCGAUGGCGGCGGUGGGUCUGGCGGACCGCGGCAUCUGCCUGUACUCGCUGGAGGGCAAGCCGGCCGAGGUGAAGCGCGUGGAGUCGCCGCUCAAGUACCAGCACCGCUGCCUCGCCAUCUUCCGCGACAAGAAGAGCAAGGCGCCGGCCGGCUUCGCGCUCGGCUCCGUCGAGGGCCGCGUGGCCAUCCAGUACGUCAACCCCGCCAACCCCAAGGACAACUUCACCUUCAAGUGCCACCGUUCCGCCGGCACCACGGGCGGCUACCAGGACAUAUACGCGGUCAACGACAUCGCGUUCCACCCGGUGCACGGCACGCUGGCCACGGUGGGGUCGGACGGCUCGUUCUCGUUCUGGGACAAGGACGCGCGCACCAAGCUCAAGUCCUUUGAGAUGUUGGAGCAGCCGCUCACCAAGUGCGCCUUCAACCACACCGGACAGAUUUUCGCCUACGCCAUGGGCUAUGACUGGUCCAAGGGCCAUGAGCAUUACAAUCCAGCCAAGAAAAAUUUCAUCUACCUGCGACCAUGCUUCGAGGACCUCAAACCACGCUCCACCUGAACCAACUUUGUGUACUAUGUGCCCUAAACAGACUGAAGUGGAACUGUGCUGGUGUUCGAACUUAUCAUUGAAUGUCAAAGAAACCCGAAAGCAUGUGUUAAUAAGUCUAAUUUUUCCUUAGGGUUAAGGCUAAAUGUGAUAGAUUGGUACGGACUGAUCAUCAGUGUCAGUGAACAUCUGAAAACCUCUGUCUUAUACUGUUUUGUAUAAACUGUCAUAUUUAGGUCAUAAAGUUAAUUUUGUGGUAAAAUGAAGAAUUUUAUUCCA
Molecule: messenger RNA, 1577 nt
Organism: Zerene cesonia (dogface butterfly)
Lineage: Eukaryota; Metazoa; Arthropoda; Insecta; Lepidoptera; Pieridae
Gene: Rae1
Product: mRNA export factor
Exons: 8
Coding region: 273-1310 (345 amino acids)
Biological process (GO): RNA export from nucleus; transcription-dependent tethering of RNA polymerase II gene DNA at nuclear periphery
Cellular component (GO): nuclear pore
Molecular function (GO): RNA binding; ubiquitin binding
Source: RefSeq, a predicted model, not a curated record